Molecule: messenger RNA, 920 nt
Organism: Agrilus planipennis (emerald ash borer)
Lineage: Eukaryota; Metazoa; Arthropoda; Insecta; Coleoptera; Buprestidae
Product: glutamate receptor ionotropic, NMDA 3A-like
Exons: 1
Biological process (GO): modulation of chemical synaptic transmission; synaptic transmission, glutamatergic; ionotropic glutamate receptor signaling pathway
Cellular component (GO): plasma membrane; postsynaptic membrane
Molecular function (GO): transmitter-gated monoatomic ion channel activity involved in regulation of postsynaptic membrane potential; NMDA glutamate receptor activity
Source: RefSeq, a predicted model, not a curated record
GUCUUCCGUGUCACCGCGUCCUAACACACGAUAAGGACAAUCUUACCCUUGUCUUCAACGAACUCGACAAGUUAGAAGAAGAGCAUGAAGAAGCCAAAACGUUCGGACAUUUCGGACACUUCCAGCAUUUGGCGUCCAGCGAGCGCUUCCACCCGUUCUACAAGUACAAAUAUCGUACCAACUGUUGUUACGGUUUGUCAAUGGAUCUCCUGGAGAACAUUGCCCACGAACUCGAAUUUGACUUCCACCUUUACAUCGUUGCUGACGGAUUAUUUGGGUCCAAGGUAGUCAGCGACAAGAAAACUCGCCGAGACGUUGGACGAAGUUUCUGGGUGAACCGAUUCCAGAAAGAACAAGUGACAACGGGGGAUGUUGUGAAUGGUGGUAAUAGGGUGGAAGUGAAAUGGAAUGGUAUUGUAGGAGACCUUAUGUCGGAGGCGGCCCAUAUGUCAUUCGCGGCCCUAAGUGUUUCGAGUGUUCGCAGCGAAGUGAUAGACUUUAGUGUGCCGUAUUUUUUUGCGGGCGUGUCGUCUUUGGCGGCGCCGCAGCAAAAGUCCGAGAUACCGUUAAUGGCCUUCCUUUUGCCGUUUUCCACGGAACUGUGGAUAGCAAUUUUCACAAGUCUGAACAUAACAGCUAUCGCCGUGGCCAUCUACGAAUGGCUCUCGCCGUUCGGAUUGAACCCUUGGGGGCGGCAACGGUCGAAAAAUUUCAGUAUGAGCUCGGCGCUUUGGGUUAUGUGGGGACUGUUGUGCGGACAUUUGGUCGCGUUCAAGGCACCGAAGAGCUGGCCUAAUAAAUUCUUAAUCAACGUUUGGGGCGGUUUCUCUGUUAUUUUCGUUGCCAGCUACACCGCCAACAUUGCCGCACUUAUUGCUGGGCUUUUCUUUCGAAAUACAGGCAACUACUACGACCGAACG